Vicia villosa (hairy vetch) is the source of this 564-nucleotide messenger RNA. RefSeq lists its product as uncharacterized. The coding region runs from base 1 to 564 and encodes 187 amino acids. The transcript has a single exon. NCBI's taxonomy places the organism in Eukaryota, Viridiplantae, Streptophyta, Magnoliopsida, Fabales, Fabaceae. The record is from RefSeq and is a predicted model, not a curated record.
AUGGAAAAGCCACCGACCUUGGAUCCAUACGACGGGACUAUCGACCCCGACGAUCACAUCAAGAACAUUGAAGCCGUUAUGGAGUAUCACGUCGUCCACGGGUCCAUCAAGUGUCAGAUCUUCCCGACCACUCUCAGGAAAGGGACGAUGACCUGGUACAUAAAUCUUCCUCCCAACUCCAUCCAGUCCUGGGCCGAACUUAAGGAACUCUUCUUGAGCCAUUUCACUGCUUCUCGUCGACAGCCGAAGUCUGAAGCAAACCUCGAAGCUGUGAUCCAAGGUACCAACGAACCUCUCCAAGAUUACCUCGACAGGUUCAACAAAGAGGUCGUUCAAGUGCAGACGACCGACUACAUGAAGAGGUACCUCCUCGAGAGACGACUCCUCCUCGGAAGCGAAUUCAAGAAGGCUAUAAAGAUCGAGAAAAUGCGCUCCAUGAACGCCAUCCUUAAAAGGGCCCAAGCUUUCAUCGCUUUCGAAGAGGGCGAAGCGGCCGCCAUUAAAGCCUCCAGGGGAAAUGAUGCUGCUCGAAGCUCGAGCCAAGACCACUCAGCUGUGCGCUGA